AUGUCGAGCGACGUUUUGGAGCGAAAAAAUCGAUACGAGGAGUCGUUUCAAUCACGCGUGAUGAACGAAUGGGCGAAAAUGUCACACCCUUUUUGGGUUUGGUUUUCCAAAAGCGGAAAGGAAAUUCUUAGGAACUACAAUAUCAAUCAUGGUACAAAAAUACUUUUCAUUCAAGAACAAACCCAUAAGGUCAACGAAGCGACUAGAUUAUGUAUGUAUCUGAGGACGAAAAUAAAGGAGUCAUAUGAAACGAGAGAAGCUAAGCCGAUAGAAAUGAAAAUUCGUAAAACAAAGAUUGAGUUGAAGGAUUUAGGGACGUUCGACCCGGUUAUACUAGCUCAACGCCUUAGUAUGGAUUACGGGGAUUGGAAAGGAAGACCGCUGUCCGAGCUAAUAUUAGAGAAGGGACUUAAGGGGGACGAAUUAACAAACGAGAGGCUAUUACUUCCUGGAUUGUGUGAGGAUAUCCCAGGGAAAGAAAAUGAAUUGAAGAAAAUACAAGAGAUAAAAGGGACGAAAAGAGGAGCGAGUGAAGAUUUAAACAUGAAGAAGAGAAAAACGAUUCGGCAAUAA
This is a messenger RNA of Necator americanus (New World hookworm), 573 nucleotides long. RefSeq lists its product as uncharacterized. The record is from RefSeq and is a predicted model, not a curated record. The coding region runs from base 1 to 573 and encodes 190 amino acids. NCBI's taxonomy places the organism in Eukaryota, Metazoa, Nematoda, Chromadorea, Rhabditida, Ancylostomatidae. The transcript is spliced from 6 exons.